Seriola aureovittata is the source of this 884-nucleotide messenger RNA. RefSeq lists its product as uncharacterized. The record is from RefSeq and is a predicted model, not a curated record. Bases 141 to 884 code for a protein of 247 amino acids. Lineage: Eukaryota; Metazoa; Chordata; Actinopteri; Carangiformes; Carangidae. The transcript is spliced from 7 exons.
UGAAACGCAGACGUCUGACACAGUCUCUGUCAAAACGAGAAACUGAAACAUAUUCAACCGCGGUCCAUCCUCAUCACAGUUUUACGACAUUAACAUAAUUAGUCCGGAGAGAACAAACUGCCAAUGUGCAUGGUGGCAGGAUGAAUAGCCCUACUGUAGAGCUGAAUACAACACAAAGCAAACAGGAACAUGGCUCUGACAACCCUUCUUCUAAAGACUGUGGCUCUGAGAAGGACAGUGAUAUCCACCCUGGUUCUGCAGGGGCUCCUUUUUGGGCUGGCCCUCCUUCAGAUGCCAAUGUGCCCCUCAUACUCCCCCAUCCUCAGCAGCACACCAUCCAGCCAGGAAUGGUGGACCCCCUCAGCUUAAGGUUCCAGUGUUCAUGUCAGUCCACUCAGUGUCAGAUGACUUAUCCAGACUACCUCCUGGACCAGUCGAGUCAGUAUCACCUCCUCACCGGGCCUGUGCCUGGCCCAACAGAAAGCAGCCAUCACAGCUCGUUCUCUGCUCCUUGGUUUACUAACGAACCCAUUCUCUGCAGCAUGAUGCCGGGGGACUUGCACUCUCCUCUCGUCAGUAUCUGUCCACCACAGGCCAUGGACCAUCAGCAGGUUCAGGAGGGAUUGACUGAAGUCACAUCCCACAUCACACAGCCUGUGGUGUGUAAUGUGACUGGAGGUGGACAGGUGGUGCUGGUUAACCACUGUGAGCCAGGACCUGUGUUCCUCACCCUGGAGUCUGCACCGCCACACAGAGAUGACGGCCCAGGUCAGGUUAAAGCAAUGAGUGUGUCAGGGACCCACAACCAGGUAAGAGAGCAAAGUUUGCUCCAUUUAAACCAAGAAACCAACUGUCCCCCAGCCCCAGUUCUGUCUUUACCAUGA